AUGGCCUCAGAGGAAAAAGCCACCGGCAUUUCCUCUGGCGUGGACACCGGCAUCGACCUGGGCAAGAUCAAACAUGUUGACCCCACCAUUGAGAAACAUGCACACGACGCCGAUGAGGCCCUGAAGGCCUUGGGCGAUCUUCAGGGUGAAACUAUCGAGCUGGAUGAGGCUACGAAUCGCCGCUUGUUGAGCAUUAUUGAUUGGCAUAUGAUGCCCAUCAUGUGCUUUAUCUAUGGCAUGAAUUAUUUGGAUAAAACCACUCUCUCGUAUGCCAGUGUUAUGGGUCUUAAGAAGGAUCUGGAUCUUGAGGGAGACCAGUAUCAGUGGCUCGGGAGUUUGUUCUACUUUGGUUAUCUCGCCUGGGAAUACCCGACCAACCGCCUCCUCCAGCGCCUCCCACUAGGAAAAUACUCUGCAGCCUGCAUCUUGAUAUGGGGAGUGAUUCUCAGCUGUUUUGCCGCUGUCAACAAUUACUCCGGGGCUAUCGCUAUCCGCUUUAUGCUCGGUGUAUUCGAAGCAGCUGUGACACCAGGCUUUGCACUUCUAACUUCCCAGUGGUACACAAAAAAAGAACAAGGCAGCCGCGUCAACAUCUGGUUCAGCUUCAACGGCGUGGGCCAGAUCUUCGGCGGAGUAGUCGCGUAUGGCAUCGCCGUCGGUGCCGAGAAACACGGGUCCUCCAUCGAUCCAUGGAAGAUUGUUUUCCUCGUCACUGGCCUCCUCACCAUCUGUCUGGGACUGGUAUUUCUCUGGAUUGUACCAGACAAUCAACUCAAUGCACGGUGGUUAAAUGAAGAAGAUCGAAUUUUGGCUGUUGCCCGUGUGCGGGUUAACCAGCAGGGCAUUGGAAAUAAGCACUUCAAGCUAUAUCAGGUCAAGGAGGCGCUUUUGGAUCCGAUGACCUGGGCUUUCUUCUUUUAUGCUUUGAUUGCUGAUAUUCCGAAUGGGGGUAUUUCCAAUUUCUUUAGUCAGCUGAUUACAAGUUUCGGAUACAACGAGAAAGAGAGUCUAAUUCUGGGUGUCCCCGGCGGCGCAGUGGAAAUCGUCGCAUUAUUGCUUAACGGCUAUGUCGGACAUAUCACCGGACAGCGCAUCCUCGCCAGUUUGGGUGGGCUGGUCGCUGCAAUCGUGGGAAUGCUGCUCAUUGUCGCCCUGCCCCUAUCAAACAACGUCGGUCGUUUGAUUGGCUACUAUCUCACACAAGCCAGUCCGACACCUUUUGUGGCAUUGCUGUCGCUGAUUUCUUCCAACGUUGCGGGAUAUACUAAAAAGACGACUGUGGCGGCUUUGUAUCUGAUUGGAUAUUGUGUUGGAAAUAUUAUCGGCCCACAAACCUUCCGUCCGAAGGAUGCCCCCCGCUAUGUCCCCGCCGAGGUGACAGUUAUCGUCUGCUGGGGUGUGUGUCUGUUCCUGCUUGUCGGGGUCUGGAUGUGGUAUCGCCGUGAGAACCAGAAAAAGAUUCUUUUUACUGCUCGACCAGAGUAUGUGAGACUAGAGAAUCAAGAGUUCCUUGAUUUGACAGAUCGGGAGAACCCCGAGUUCCUUUAUUCUCUUUAAAUUAUAAAGUUGAAGACUAUUAUGUAUGUAUGGACAAAUGUAUUGAGGUACUCC
Penicillium samsonianum is the source of this 1611-nucleotide messenger RNA. RefSeq names its product allantoate permease family MFS transporter. NCBI's taxonomy places the organism in Eukaryota, Fungi, Ascomycota, Eurotiomycetes, Eurotiales, Aspergillaceae. Gene Ontology annotation, molecular function: allantoate transmembrane transporter activity; dipeptide transmembrane transporter activity. The transcript has 7 exons. Gene Ontology annotation, cellular component: plasma membrane. The record is from RefSeq and is a predicted model, not a curated record. Bases 1 to 1557 code for a protein of 518 amino acids. Gene Ontology annotation, biological process: tripeptide transport; transmembrane transport; allantoate transport.